Xyrauchen texanus (razorback sucker) is the source of this 5252-nucleotide messenger RNA. Its product is annotated as cyclin-G-associated kinase-like. Bases 187 to 3969 code for a protein of 1260 amino acids. NCBI's taxonomy places the organism in Eukaryota, Metazoa, Chordata, Actinopteri, Cypriniformes, Catostomidae. Gene Ontology annotation, molecular function: AP-2 adaptor complex binding; ATP binding; protein serine/threonine kinase activity. The transcript is spliced from 28 exons. Gene Ontology annotation, biological process: protein phosphorylation; positive regulation of Notch signaling pathway; regulation of clathrin-dependent endocytosis. Gene Ontology annotation, cellular component: cytoplasm. The record is from RefSeq and is a predicted model, not a curated record.
CUCGCGGAAAUACCGCCGCAAGCAGGUCGAUCGGAACCAGGAGUUGUGAUGUUUUUACACUCGAAUAGAGCGUUGAAUAUCAUUAAACCCAUUGUUAACUAGUCAUAUCACUAGUUGAGUUACUGCUGUUGUCCUGAAGCCGUAUUCGGUUCCGGUUGAUAAGCGCCACAGAAAAGUGGGGACAAAAUGUCCCUGUUCCAGUCAGCGCUCGAUUUCCUGGCUGGGCCCGGCGGAUCCACCGGCGCCAGCCGCGAUCAGAACGACUUCGUCGGGCAGGUGGUUGAGCUCGGGGAGCUGAAGCUCCGGAUCAAACGAGUCAUCGCAGAAGGUGGCUUUGCGUUUGUGUAUGAAGCUCAGGAUUUGGGCAGCAGUAAGGACUAUGCCCUCAAGAGGCUUCUCUCUAAUGAAGAGGAAAAGAACAAAGCCAUCAUUCAGGAAGUCUGCUUCAUGAAAAAGCUGUCUGGUCAUCCUAAUGUUGUGCAGUUCUGCUCCGCUGCAUCCAUUAGUAAAGAAGAGUCGGACACGGGACAGGCCGAGUUCCUCAUCCUCACAGAACUCUGUAGAGGUCAGCUGGUUGACUUUGUGAACAAGGUGGAGCAGAAAGGACCAAUGUCAUGUGACACGAUUCUGAAGAUUUUUUACCAGUCAUGUCGCGCUGUACAGCACAUGCACAAACUGUCUCCACCAAUCAUACACCGGGACCUGAAGAUCGAGAAUUUGCUAAUCAGUCAUCAGGGCACCAUAAAGCUGUGUGACUUCGGCAGCGCCACAACCAUUGCACAUUAUCCAGACUACAGCUGGUCUGCUCACAAGAGAUCGAUGGUAGAGGACGAGAUUACUAGAAACACGACUCCAGCAUACAGGACACCAGAGAUGAUAGACCUGUAUUCCAACUACCCAAUAAAUGAGAAACAAGACAUAUGGGCUCUGGGCUGCAUAUUGUACCUGCUCUGUUUUAAGCAGCACCCGUUUGAAGAGGGAGCAAAACUCCAGAUUGUCAAUGGCAAAUAUAAUAUUCCUCAAAAUGACACCAAGUACACAGUCUUUCACCAGCUCAUCCGGUCGAUGUUGAAAAUCAACCCAGAGGAGCGGCUGUCAAUCAACGAGCUGGUCAGCCAACUUCAGGAGAUUGCAGCAGCCAGAAACGUCAACCCCAAAUCACCCAUUACUGAGCUGCUGGAGCAGAAUGGAGGCUUUGGAAACAACAGCGCACAGCUUCCCUCGCAGAUCAACAACAUACACAACGCUGGUGUGUAUGAUGCAGACCAGGGCAUGGGUGGAGGUCUCCUGGACAUUUUGAAAGGAGGAACCGAAAGAUUCCUCACCAAUAUCAAAGACACCUCUUCAAAAGUCAUCCAGUCCGUGGCCAGUUAUGCUAAAGGAGAUCUGGACCUGUCCUACAUCACUUCCAGACUGGCAGUCAUGUCAUUUCCAGCUGAAGGGGUGGAAUCUGCAAUCAAGAAUAACAUUGAGGAUGUGCGCUUGUUCCUGGACUCUCGUCAUGCGGGUCAUUAUGCCAUUUACAAUCUCUCCAAACGCUCCUACAGACCAGCCAGAUUUCACAACAGGGUGUCAGAGUGUGGUUGGCAGCCCAGACGAGCUCCCACUCUGAGGAACUUGUACAAUAUAUGUAAGAACAUGCACCAGUGGCUAAAGCAAGACCAGAGGAACAUCUGCAUCAUACAUUGCCUGGAUGGUCGGGCUGCAUCGGCUGUGAUGGUCUGUUCGUUCCUCUGUUUCUGUCGACUGUUCUCCACAGCCGAGGCAGCAGUUUAUAUGUUCAGUAUGAAAAGAUGCCCUCCUGGUAUCUCACCAUCACACAAACGGUAUAUUGAAUAUAUGUGUGACAUGAUGGCAGAAGAGCCCUUAAUCCCACACAGCAAACCCAUAACCAUCCACUCCAUCGUGAUGACACCUGUGCCACUCUUUAAUAAGCUGCGCAACGUCUGCCGGCCGUUCUGUGAGGUUUAUGUUGGUGAAGAGCGCAUCACCACCACCUCACAGGAGUACGACAGAAUGAAAGAUUUUAAGAUGGAGGACGGGCGAGCAGAGAUUCCUCUGAAUAUAACCGUACAGGGAGACGUUUUAAUCAUAAUUUAUCACGCCCGCUCCACGCUGGGUGGACGCCUGCAGGCCAAGAUGGCCUCCAUGAAGAUGUUUCAGAUUCAGUUCCAUACAGGGUUUGUGCCCAGAAAUGCCUCCACUGUCAAAUUUGCAAAGUAUGAUCUUGAUGCUUGUGACAUCCAAGAGAAGUACCCUGACCUCUUCCAGGUGCAUCUAAAUGUGGAGGUGGAGCCUCAGGAUCGCCCUAGCAACAAGACCCUGCCCUGGGAGAAAUUUGCCACUAAAGGACUCAAUCCCAAGAUCCUUUUCUCCAGCCGCGAUGAACAGCAGGAGAUCCUCACAAAGUUUGGUAAACCAGAGCUUCCACGUCAGCCUGGUUCUACAGCGUGCUACGCCUCUGAUCCACCCCAGCCAGAGCACUCUCCAGAGGGGCCGCAGACAGAGCCAGAGUCCCCUUCUCCUCAAAGCACCGACACUAAUGCUAACUUCUUUCAGACACUCGACUGGGAAGAUGACAGGAAGCAGUAUGAUUGCGCUGACAGCCAGUUUGAGGACCAGGAUAAUUUAAGUGACAGGUCGGAAGAGGAGUCUAUGUCUUACUCUGGUCCCAUUGAUGGGACUCUAUCACGUGACACCAGUGAACCUCUAUUCGAGGCGGACUUUACAACUACACCACCUGACCCCCAGCCUGACACCGAGGACCUGCUCGGGCUGAAUUCUGACCCCUGCCCUCUGGCCGGGACACCUGUGGAGUCGGGUUUGAGAAGUUCCGCCAGUAACAGCGAUUUACUGAAUGACUUGUUCGCCCCCCCGCCCAGCACUGUACAUUCAGCUAGCACAGAAGACCUGUUUGGAGAAGAUACGGCAGAAGGUCUGUUCUUCACCAACGUCAACAGUCAACCAGGACCUGCAUCAACAGCCAAUAAAGACCUCUUUGACCCGUUUGGAGUGGGCUCGAUGUCUUCAGGGUCAGAUCUGUUCGGUGACCUGCUUGCCUCGGAUGGUGGCAGUAGCGGGUUCAAAGCUCCGCCUCCACCUGCCUCUAACACCAGCCUCUUCAACCUCAAUAAGUUGGUGGGUGAGGCCCCUAAGAUGACUUCAUCAGCGAGUCAGCCCGAACUGUUGGGUGGGUGGGACAGCUGGGCAACAGGAGGAAGCAGCACGACUACUAACAUUACCGCCACUGUCAGCAAACCUACCAUUAGUGCCUCAGGGGUGUCGUCUUUCACCAAGGCAAAAUCGCAAAGUUUUGACCCAUUCGCAGACCUCGGCAACCUGGGAUCCACACUACCUGGUUGCCCUAAGUCUCCUCGGCCCUCCUCUGGCCCCAGCAAACCCUGGAUGCCUCCAAACUCUGCUCCCAAACCACAAACCCAGCCUUCUAAACCCGCCAGCCAACCAGCCAAAGCAAACUAUAAGCCCAGCUUCAGUGUGAUUGGUGGACGGGAAGAGAGGGGUAUAAGGGGGCCCAGCUUUGGUCAAAAGCCUAAAGUGAAGAAGGAUGACUUUGAGGAUCUCCUCUCCACACAAGGCUUUGGCACAAAACUCGAUAAGAAGAUGCCCAGAACCAUUGCUGAGAUGAGGAAGCAGGAGAUGUCAAGAGACAUGGACCCUCUCAAAAUACAGAUCUUAGAUUGGAUCGAGGGUAAAGAGCGGAACAUCAGAGCGUUGCUCUCCACACUCCACACGGUCCUGUGGGAGGGAGAGACGCGCUGGAAACCCAUCAAUAUGGCUGAUCUGGUCACACCUGACCAGGUAAAGAGGGUCUACAGGAAAGCCGUGCUUGUUGUGCACCCAGACAAGGCUACAGGUCAGCCAUAUGAGCAGUACGCUAAAAUGAUCUUCAUGGAGCUGAGCGAUGCCUGGUCAGAGUUUGAGAACCAAGGAUCCAAAGCCCUUUUCUGAGCAUGCUCAGUGAGGGUCUUCCGGGUGCAGUGCGCCCCCUAGACGCAGGCUGAGGCACAGCGCUCUCCCUCCAUACAAACCGAGACACUGCCACUGACAGUACACCGUGGAUUGGAGAGAGAGAGAAUCUGAAAGUAUGACCGAUGCAUCAGUCUGCAAACAAUCAAGGGAAGAAAACAGAAGGGAAACUCUUUCUCUUCGAGCCUCGAGGACUAGACAAAUAUCUUCCUGACAAACUGUCACACUCUCCCAAGGAGGGAAACCUCUAGCAUUGGAUUUCUCUGCCUUUAAAAGGAGACGAUGCUAUCGUGCUUUUGGCACUUGUAGACGAAUAAAACCACAGAAACACACCUGCACUUCAAAAGAGCUUGAAAACAGAUGGGAAGACAGGAACAAGAGAGAAAUUAUAAUUCUUGAUUAUUUUAUGCCAUGCUAUGCAUCCCACUUUCAUUUGUUUUCCUUUUUUUGAAUCUUAUGUGAUAAGUCAAUUAAUGAUGUAAAUAUUCACUCUGCUCCGUGUGUGUGUGUGUGUGUGUGUGUGCGCGUGUCUCUCUGUCUGUCUCUGUGUUUGGGUGAAUAUAGUGUUCAUAUGAAACCAAACCAGAUGUAUUGACUUCUGCACUUGAGGUUAUGAAGUUUCUGUUGUUGUCUUAUCAUGUUUCACUGAUCACAAGUGUUUAUUCUGUUCUAGCACCUCACUGUGAGGUGCGUCUUUGUAUUUCUGGGUUUCAGGGCUCAUUAUUUGUAUUCCAAAGGGUAAAACACCAAAAACGUAACAUCACAUUCGUAAAAAAAAGAACAUUUAACUUAUGCCUACCUUUUAAGUGGUGUUAAAUGCCAUUUGAUUUUGGAAUUCAUAGUCCAUCUGUGAGCUUACUGCCUUUUUAUAUUAAGGACUAAUCAGAAAUGUCUGUCUUAUUUAUUAUUUCAAAAUAUAAGUACAUGGUGAUUAUUUCCAAGCGGAUUUAAAAAAAUAAGCAAUUAAAUGUAUACAAUGGAAACAAAAUAAGCAUUCUGCAAAACUAAAGUCAUUCCAAAGCAUCUACUAACAUGAAUGUGCUUUUUAAGAUUAUUGCUGGCAAUUUGGAAUGUAAAGGUUUCUAUUUUGUUUCUUUUUUUUUUUAGGAUUUCUUUCAAUAUUAUCCUGUUUUCUAGGUUUAAUUUAAUAUUUCCAUAAUUUCUGAUUGUGACACUAGCAACUUUGCACCAUUCCUUCAUGAUACUGGGCCAAAUGUUGAUUCAUGAGUGAAUUUCUACAUGUCUGGGCCAAAUUUCAGUCCUUA